Drosophila hydei is the source of this 5516-nucleotide messenger RNA. It is a transcript of the gene osp, whose product is annotated as protein outspread. Gene Ontology annotation, biological process: actin filament organization. The coding region runs from base 655 to 5391 and encodes 1578 amino acids. Lineage: Eukaryota; Metazoa; Arthropoda; Insecta; Diptera; Drosophilidae. The record is from RefSeq and is a predicted model, not a curated record. The transcript is spliced from 11 exons. Gene Ontology annotation, molecular function: actin filament binding. Gene Ontology annotation, cellular component: actin cytoskeleton.
UGUGUAUGUGUAUGUUGUUAUUCGCACUCGUAUUUAUUUGCUUGCUAUGCCAAAAAUAUAAAGUUUGAUAUCAAAAUCUAAGGGGCAGAGCUAACGUGCAUAACAGUUGGCGAAGGAAAUAUCGUGAGUUGUAACGGGAACGGUUAGCUGAUUCAGCGAGUGCUCUGCUAUUUUUAGAGCAAUUAGGAAAGAAAAACAACAACAGCAACAGCAGCAGCAGCAGCGACAACAACAACAAAGUUAAAGCCGUGCCGGCUGCUGCGCCGCAGCGUCUGUUAAACAAGAACAACAACAACAACAGCAACUGCGUAGCUGUUCGUCGCAUUUGCAUAAAUAUGUAAGGCUCUCCCGGUCUUUAACCCGCCCCUGCUACGUUACUCACCCUGCGGCCACCGUUAUCAAGUGUCGAAAAUAAAUAAAAGUAAAAAGUAAAAAAAAGUAAAUUGUGCAAAAUUGUUAAAAUUGGCUCAGCGUUUUGCAUUGGCAGCGAGUCCGUGUGUGUGAGCGAGAGAGUCCAAACAGUGUGUGUGUAAACGCAAUGGCGCUCAGCCCUGAGCAUCAAUUUAGCUGCUGAGCAGAGCUCAAAGCUUGUCGACAGAUUCUAAGUUGAAAACCGUGAAGCAGCUGAGCGAAUAUCCCAGCGCAACUGCCAAAAUGUCAACUACAACGAUAACAGCAACAACAACAACAACAGGAGCAGCAGCCGCAGCAGCAAACGCGGCGUCGACUUCAGCUGCGUCGCCCCCACCAAAUGUGAGCGGCGGACGCAUCGCUGACUGUCGUAAAUUCUCACCAAAUAUAUUCAACAAGAGCAAAUGCAGCCAUUGUUUUCGUCAGCGAGAGGAGCACAGCGCCGCCGCCUUGGAAUGCAAUAGGGCAUCACGCAAGGUGUCCAAAUGUGGCUACUUGUUUGUGGCACCAGAUUGGGACUUCUCGAAUCCAUUGUAUAGAACUAAGCGUUGGCAACGACGAUGGUUCGUCCUCUACGAUGAUGGGGAGCUGACUUAUUCAGUGGAUGAUUUUCCCGAGACGAUACCACAGGCCUGCAUCGACAUGACCAAAGUACUCGAAGUAAGCAGCGCCGAGGAGGUCACCGGCCAUACAAACUCCAUUGCCAUAACAGCGCAGGAGCGCGUCACCUUUGUGAAGGGCAUAAGUCCGGACGAGUCGCAAUGGUGGCUCAAUAUAUUGACAGCCUUUCCCAAAUCGAAGGGCCGCCACAAGCGUAGCACCACACUGCCCGGAGGUCAGAUCAGCUGCCUGCGGCAGUCCUCAAACGUGGACAUGGCUAUCAAGUUGGGCAACCGCCAUAGCUCCUAUCACAAGGAUACCCUAACGUCUUCGCAAUCGGCUGGCAAUCUGCUAUGUAGUCUAGACGACAGCAACUCUACGAAAAAUGUUGGCCUAACCGUCAGUGCGAUGGCAAAUGAUGAUGCGGACGAUGGCGUUGAGACGGGUGAGGACGAAGAGGAUGAGGAUGAGAAUCAGCGACAGUUGUCUAGGAAAACAAAAGCCACGUCACCAACGAGCUGCCAUGGGGGACAGGAUGAGAAUAAUCGAAAUGCUGGGAAUGAAAUCACUAAUCGUGUUUCCCAACCCACUGGCUGCUUGCUGAUCGAGGACAUUCGACGGGACGAGAAAUCGAUCAAGGAUAUUGCCAAUACGAUAACUAACCUUAGUCAACAGCAGAACAAGCGCUGGUCGACGGCUGUCAACAAUGCGCUGAACAAUCAUUACCAGUAUCAGAAUUCGCGCGAUGAGACCGACUUCCAAGUGACGUCCUCUGCUAAAACCGAGCAAACGACUGCCAAUCUGAGACCAAAGUCAUUACCACUGGCGGCCAAUUCAACGCCAGCCAUUGUGUCCGCAAUAGUCAAAAAGAUACCCACAGUUUUGGUGUCUCAACAGCAACAGCAACAGUCGAAGCAACAAGCGGAGAGCGCAAAGAGCGGAAAAGCCGGCAGUCGAUUGCAGCUGCAGCUGAAACCCGCUAAACACUAUCAGCAUGAACGUGGAGAUCCCGAUGGCGGAUGCAACCUGGAUGAGCUGUGCGCCAACUACUUGGCCAAGUCGGAUGAGCUAAGACCCGUGAUCAAGUCCAGCAAGUGCACAGCCUCCAGCAAGUCGUCGGCCAAGACCCUAAAAGAAACCCUAAAUGCCAAAAAAGGCUGGCUCAUGAAGCUGGACAACCGCACGGGCGAGUGGAGCAAGCACUGGUUCACCCUAAGUGGUGCGGCGCUCUUCUACUACAGAGACCCGUUAUGCGAGGAGAGAGGAGUGCUCGACGGUGUUCUGGACGUUAACAGCCUGUCGAACGCAGUAGAAGAGCCCAGCGUAAGCAAGCAGCAUGCCUUUCAGCUAAUUACGUGGGACAAACAGCGGCUAUUCCUGGCCGGCCUCUCGCCCAGCUCACGAAACAGCUGGCUGGCGGCCUUGCGAAGUGCAGCAGGUCUGCCACAACUGCUGGAGACCACAGCAGCAACGGUGUCGCCCACGGCAAUAAAGCAGAGCGACAUUGAGCAGGACUUUAUUAAGGCGCAACUUCAGACGAACCCACACAGCUCUAGUCCGGCCACGCCGGGAACACCGGCAAAUGCGCCGCAUUUCUCCUCUGACGAAGAGUACCGCACUGCCUCGGAGGGCGGCCGUCGAGACAGCCUCGAUUGGGGCUCGCCGCUGUCUCCGUCGCCGCCAGUUCUGCGCAGCUGCCUGCGCAAUCGCAGUUUGGCUAGUCUACACAAGCGUAGCCGUAGCUCCCCGCCCAGCUCACGUCGCAGCACAGUCGAUAGCGUGGCCAGCGAUGAGCUGCCUUUGAUGGCAGUGCCCGAGGAGAUGCGGCCGGACCGUGAGCUCAAGCAGCAAUGCGAAACGCUGCGCACAGAGGCCAAGCUACGAGAGGCACGCAUGUCCGAGCUGCUCUCCACACUGCAGCGCACCGAACAGGAGCUGACGGCGCGGCUGCAAGAGCAGCAACAGCAGCUCAAUGGCGAGCUGACCAACGCCAAGCAAAGUGCAGCGGAACUUGUGCAUGGCCUCAGCUUGCAGCUGACGGAGAGCCAGUGUAAGAUCAAACAGCUGGAAGAUCGACUGGCGCAGGGCAUUGAGGAGAACGAGAGUCUAUAUAAGCGACUGCGUGAAUUCCAAGCGGGCAAUAGUCAGGGUCAGGUGCCCAGCUUGAGCAAUCUGCAGCGUCACAAAAUGAAGCGCAUGGACUCGCUUAGCGAUUUGACUACGAUCAGCGAUAUAGAUCCCUAUUGCCUGCAGCGGGAUUCGCUGGCCGAGGAAUACAACGAGCUGCGCAGCCGGUUCGAGAAAGCCGUCAAUGAAAUUCGCGCCAUGAAGCGAGAGCUCAAACAGUCCCAAAACCAAUACGAUGCCCUCGAGCUAAUCCAAACAGCUCUGCAGCAGAAAUUGGAACGCAGCCAGAUGGAGGAUGGUGCACAGCUGCAACUGAUGGCCGCUCGCAUUCAGGAUUUGACGAUUAAGUACAGCACCUCGGAACGGCAAGUGCGCGCGCUUAAGCAGAAGUUGGCCAAAUCCGAGCGACGACGUUCACUUUCAUUGAAAGGCAAGGAGCAGCUGGAGCUCAAGCUCAGCGAGAUGCAAAGAGAAAAUGUGGAGCGCAAGUCCACUCCAAGCUCCAACCCAAGCACCGAGUCUAGCAGCGAAUCUAGCAGCCAGUCAUCGCCCCUGAACUCCCAUCUGCUGCAGCGUCUGCAUAGCCUAGAGCAUAUUCUGCUUAGCAGCAAGGAGCGGCUCGAGCAGAGCGUGACCCAGCUGCAGCAUUUGCGUGCGGGUCAUCGCAGCCGUCGAUCCGUGUCGCCACUGAAUGAGCGAAAGGACGGACUAAGGCAACUGGAGCGCGCUCUCACCGAGACCUGCGUCCUGGUCAGCGAGCAGAUGGAAUUGUCGUGCUUGCAGGAUUCCUGCCAUAAAUGCUGUGAGCUGCGGCAGCGCAUCGAUAAGAUGACAACACUUCAACAGCAGACCGAAACGGAUCUCCAGCGAAGCGAACAGCUGCUGGAGCAGCGCGAGAAUGAACUGGCCAUUGCCCUUGAGAAGUGCGUCAGCCAGGAGCAGGAGCAGCAGCUGCUGCUGAAGCAGCGCAACGAACUAAGCGACGAACUGGGCCAACAGCAGGAGCGCUGCAAGCGAAUGGAGAAACGUCUCGAUCUGCUAGAAAAAGAGCACGGCAAGCAGCUGGAAUGCCUCAGGGAGGUCUAUAGCCACGAGCACGCCAAUGUGCCAGACGAGCCAAGUUUCCGCAAGCGCUAUCAGACGGAAAUUGAACAGCUAAGGACACUAUGCGAGAAGGGACUCAGUGCCAUGGAGUCAUCGCAUCGUCGACUAAUCUGCGACAUGGAGGAGAAGCACAAGCUGGAGAUUGAGCGUCUGCUGGCAGAGAAGGAAACAGCCUUAGCUGAGGAAACGCAGGCAACUUUGGCUGCUCUGGAUGCUAUGCGUAAAGCACACCAGAGCGAGGUGCAGCGCGAGGUGUCGCGCUUCAAAGCUGAGUUCCUGCAUCAGGUGCAGCGUGGGGAACAUAUGCGAGGAGAUGGCGUCAAGCUGAAGGAAGAGGAGCUCGACGAACUGCGUCUAGAAAUUCUGUCCUUCUCCGAAAAGUAUUCCAUAAAAUGUGUGGAAAAUGCUGCACUGGAGGAGAAACUGCAUCUGGCCAAUGGCAAGCUGCGGCACUUCCAGCAAAUGCAGCAACUGGAGUUGAGAAAUCGACAAUUCCGGGCGCACUUGGCCUCUGAGGACCCAGGAAGCGAUAUGCACUUUGUGCAGGGCCUGACGACAGGCUCCAAGGAGGAUGCUGCCUGCCAAGACAGUGAGCCUGUUCAGAGCUCACCACAAAUGGUUGAUAUAAACACACGAAUCACAACUACAACAAGUACAACAACAACUGCAUCUAUAGACCCAGACACAGACCCCGUAACGGCAUCGAGAGAGCCCGAUAAAAUGGAGCAAAACCCGUUUGUGAUACCCUCCCAUGAGCUCAGUCGUUGCCAAGCGUCUGCCACAAGCAUUUCUGAUUCCGGCAAAGAUAUCGAUAUCGCUGACAAUGAGCUAGCCUACGAGCCGUGCUACAAGCCCUACGAUAUAUUUGCCAUAUAUCAGAAUCGUUUAUGUUUUCAAGGUCUGAAAGGCAACUCGACGUUUGGAAAGAAUUUACGAAAGUCCACUGCUAAAACAACAUCACCAGCAUCAUCAGCAACAGCAACAGCAUCAGCAUCAGCAUCAGCAACUGCACUAGCAACUGCUAAUAAUCUUAACCUGCCCAAUUCGAAGGGAUCAAGUCACAAAAGAAUAUAUAAAACAGCUGCCGUCAUUAACAUACAGCAACAGCACAACCCUGACAAUGAAAUACAACAGGAAAAAGCACAAUGAACAAUGAAAUAGCGAAAAGCUAAAUGGAAAACAAUUGAAUGGAAACCCAUAACCAAGAGCGAACAACAGCAACAACAAAACCAGUGGAACAACCAAAGAAUAAUUAGUGCUAAUAAUAAAUAAAU